Messenger RNA from Myotis lucifugus (little brown bat), 719 nucleotides. RefSeq names its product splicing factor 3b subunit 5 (gene SF3B5). Lineage: Eukaryota; Metazoa; Chordata; Mammalia; Chiroptera; Vespertilionidae. The record is from RefSeq and is a predicted model, not a curated record. Gene Ontology annotation, cellular component: U2 snRNP; precatalytic spliceosome. The coding region runs from base 141 to 401 and encodes 86 amino acids. Gene Ontology annotation, biological process: mRNA splicing, via spliceosome. The transcript has a single exon.
GCUUCGCCGCGGAGACGUCACUCGCCCGCGACCGUACCGGCCCGGAGGUUCGGCGGAGCGGUCCCUCUCCGGCGUGGCUUUCUGGGACGGUUGCCUGUCGCCGCGGCCUCUGACCUGGGAGCGACGAGGAAAGCGGCGAGAUGACGGACCGCUACACCAUCCACAGCCAGUUGGAGCACCUGCAGUCCAAGUACAUCGGCACGGGCCACGCCGACACCACCAAGUGGGAAUGGCUGGUCAACCAGCACCGCGACUCCUACUGCUCCUACAUGGGCCACUUCGACCUCCUCAACUACUUCGCCAUUGCGGAGAACGAGAGCAAAGCUCGAGUCCGCUUCAACUUGAUGGAGAAGAUGCUGCAGCCCUGCGGACCGCCGGCCGACAAGCCCGAGGAGAACUGAGGUCCCGCCGGUCCGCGCUGUGCGGGAGAGCACCCGUGUUCCUCCGGUGUGGGUGUGCCGUCCCUCCCGCGCGCCCUGACCCGGGGGGACCGGUUCUGCGUGCCUCCGGCGUCUCCCCGAACAGACGUGCUUCCUCCGGGCGCCUCUCCUGACCUGCCUGCGUGUGGACCCUCGGAACACAGCGCUGGGGCCCCCGAGACUGUGACCUUGGCGACCCUGAAGCCAGCGAGCGUCAGGGGAGACGGAAUAGGGAGGCUCGCUUUUAGCCCGUUGAUCGUCGCUGUUGGUUUUUCCAUAAAGUUCAGAAAAUGUUCAGUC